AUGCACUUUUUCUGGUUUCUCUGGCAACAUAUUCACAUUGUCUUCUUCCUUCUUUUUCCGUAUUCGCUUGUUCAAUGCAAACCAAAAAAGAAGUUUCAAGGCGAUUCUCGCGUGCAAUUAGUUGAUCAGAACACUCCAAUUAACGCCACUUCGAAAAAAGAUGCACAUCGUCCGAUUUCUCAAGCUGUUCCAAAAUCGAUGCCUCUGGAAAAGACGAAGGCAAAUGUUACGGAUGACACAUUGGCAAAUGUUGCAUCAAUUGCACCAGAUGUGUCAACUGGGAAGCCACCGAAACCAUGA
Messenger RNA from Caenorhabditis remanei, 300 nucleotides. RefSeq lists its product as uncharacterized. Bases 1 to 300 code for a protein of 99 amino acids. Lineage: Eukaryota; Metazoa; Nematoda; Chromadorea; Rhabditida; Rhabditidae. The record is from RefSeq and is a predicted model, not a curated record. The transcript is spliced from 4 exons.